AUGAACUUUUCUGAGCUCUUCCGACAGUCAUCCCAGCUCUGUAGAUUUUCCCCAGAUGGAAAAUACUUGGCAUCUGGUGUUGAUUACAGACUUGUGGUCCGAGAUGUGGAGACACUUCAGAUCCAGCAUCUUUACUCUUGCCUGGAUGCUGUCCAGUAUAUUGAGUGGUCGAGCGAUUCCCAGUUCAUUCUGUGUGGUAUGUUCAAGAGAGGAUUAGUACAGGUUUGGUCGCUGGAGAUCCCAGACUGGAACUGCAAAAUAGACGAGGGAUCUGCUGGCUUGUGUCAUGUGACUUGGAGUCCAGAUAGUAGGCAUAUCUUAACAACUGCAGACUUUCAUCUACGGAUCACAGUGUGGUCACUAGUGACCAAGUCGGUCUCUUACAUCAGGUAUCCCAAACAGUGUUCCAAAGGAAUGGAUUUUAGCAGAGGGGGCAAGUACAUGGCAUUAGCUGAACGUCGGGACUGCAAGGAUCAUAUUAGCAUCUUCUCUACUCAGUCUUGGUCACUAGUCAGGCACUUUGAAUGUGACACAGAGGACCUUGCUGGCUUGGAGUGGUCGCCAGAUGCCCGGGUUUUAGGUGUCUGGGACUCCUGUCUAACCUACAAAGUGCUUCUCUACUCACUGGACGGACGAUGCCUGGCUCACUUCAGUGCCUACAACCUUGCCCUUGGAGUAAAGUCCCUGACCUGGUCCCCAUCCAGUCAGUUUCUAGCCAUUGGAAGCUAUGAUGAAAAGGUUCGCCUGCUGAACCACGUUACAUGGAAAACCAUUGCCGUGUUUAACCAUUCUGAGGUCAUCGAUGGAACAAAUGUGGUUGUCUACAAAGAGCUACAGAGCCGAACCCCGACUGCUCCAUCUGGCAUAGCUAAGACUCCGAUAGCAAGCUUAUUUACACCUCAGAGUAAAUAUGAGGUGGAACAGUGUCCAGUCAAAGUCCCUGUGGUCAAGCCGUCGGUCAACAAGGCCGUCCCCAGACUUGGUGUGGGCUUGUUGUCCUUCAGCUGUGACAACAAAUACUUGAUCACAAGAAAUGACAACAUGCCGUGUGCUGUGUGGAUAUGGGAUAUUUCAAAGCUGGCCCUGUGUGCUGUACUCAUACAGUCUCACCCAAUCAAAUGCGUAUGUUGGGACCCCCGACAUCCUCGCCUGGCCUUAUGUACGUCGUCCAACAAGCUCUAUAUGUGGUCCCCGGAUGGUUGUUUGUCGGUUGAAGCACCUGUUGAAGGUACAUUUUUGAUCCACAGUCUGUCAUGGCACCCAGAAGGGGAGGCAAUCCUACUGAUCGGCAAAGAACAGAUGUGCGUCUGCUUCUUGUCUCCGACAGACGCCAAUGCUGCAGCUGCCCACAACACCAGCACAAUCAGUCAGGCUAACGACACCAGGACGCACCAGACACAUACUAUCAGCACUAUAAAAAACCUGGACAACAGUGGAGCUACCAUCACAGUGGACAGUUUGGACUUGUGA
Messenger RNA from Candidula unifasciata, 1470 nucleotides. The record is from the annotation of a GenBank genome assembly. Lineage: Eukaryota; Metazoa; Mollusca; Gastropoda; Stylommatophora; Geomitridae.